CAGCAAAAGAGACAAUCUCCUUGUCGGAAGGGUAAAGCUCCCGUCUUCCGUUCGAGGGAAAAAGUGACAGUUCCGAAGUCGGAGCUAAACGCCUUAACUAUGGCAACUCGAUUUACGCAUACGAUUUCAUUGGCGAUACAAAAUCGAACAGCAGUUAAUGGUAAAUUAGAAGAACUGUAUUCGAAAUCGCAACAGCAGUACACUUUGGAUACGUUAACACCAAUGGACAAUCCAGCAGAUAUCGCUACCCGAGGAGCAGAUAAGCACACCUUGAUCAACCCUUACUCUACUCUUCUUCAAAAACCUGAUCACAAAGAUAAAACCACGCCUACAACCACGUAUCAUGGACCCAAUUCCAUAACUCCAGGGAAUCACAAACAACUGUAUCUCAGCUGCCGGAAGAGAAAUGGCACUACAAGUGACCCUUCAAACGCAACGGAACGCACUGAAGCAACUGAAACUACAAAAGGAUCAGUAUGGUUCCAUUUUGAUGUCGCGGACGAAUGGCAAAUGCAGAGCUCGCUUUUGAGUCAGGUCAACUUUUUUUGUAGCCAAGAAAAGCGAACUUGCGAGGAUAAUAAUACAGCAUAA
Molecule: messenger RNA, 591 nt
Organism: Cooperia oncophora
Lineage: Eukaryota; Metazoa; Nematoda; Chromadorea; Rhabditida; Trichostrongylidae
Source: the annotation of a GenBank genome assembly